This is a messenger RNA of Eruca vesicaria subsp. sativa (arugula), 1125 nucleotides long. NCBI's taxonomy places the organism in Eukaryota, Viridiplantae, Streptophyta, Magnoliopsida, Brassicales, Brassicaceae. The record is from the annotation of a GenBank genome assembly.
AUGGAAGAUCAAUCUAUAAUAUCUCAAGAAGACAUGGAAGAUCACUUUACAUUAUAUCAAGACUCUAUGGAGGAAGAUCAUUCUGUAACAUCUCAAGAAGACGAAGACCAGAUCGACCCAGAAGACGAGGUGAUCAUCUCAUACUAUCUGAACAUGAUGAUUAACAACAGCAAAUCCUGGCCUCACCACUUCCUCGAAGACGAAGAAGCAAACGUGUACAACCUGAAUCCAGCAUGUUCCUUCAAUACUCCGGGCUCUGACUACUGCUUCGUCUUCGUCAAACGCAGAAACGAUUCUUGCGGUAAAACCGAUGGAAGUGACUCUGGUUGCUGGAGGGUCAUGGCCCGUGAUAAACUGAUCAAGAGCAAGGAGACCGGGAGGAUUCUAGGGUUCAAGAAGAUUCUCAAGUUCUGUGAAAAGGAGAUGAAAGGAUCAGAGGAAGAGGAAGAGCAGAUCAUCUGGGUCAUGGAGGAGUACAGGCUCGCCGAUAAACGGAAGCAAGAUCAAGUGAUUUGCAAGAUUAGGUUUUCGCUACAGCCAGAGGUUACUUCCUUGCUCGCCAAGCAAUUCUCGUUUAUCCCUAAAAUACCCUUUUCUCGUAAAAAAUUCAUGCCGAGGUGGGAUCUCUGUAUACACGUACGAACGGAUGAGAUCAUCUCGUAUCAUCUGAAGAUGUGUGUGGAUAAGCGAAACGAUUGGCCUAGCCAUUUCCUCCAAAGCGAGCAAGUGUACGGUGUGGCACCAUGGAUGAUUGUAGAUACUGAUCAAAGCUCUGUGGAUCUAAUAGAGGGAUCUUACUUCUUCACUAACCGCACAGAGAGAUCUGGUCGAAGGGACGGAUGUGAAGAAGGUUGCUGGAGGAUCAUGAGACGUGAUAGAGUGAUCGUGUCGAAGAGAAACAAGGUUCUAGGGUUCAAGAGGAUGUUCAAGUUCUGCGUCAAGGAGGAUAAAACAGAACCGGUUUACAAGUUUUGGGGAGAUGAGAAGUAUGACGUGAAUGAGGAAAAGGUGACUUGGGUAAUGGAAGAGUAUAGGCUGGCUAAGAAGAAGGAGCAAGGUAAAGUAAUUUGCAGGAUUUGCCUUCUCUUCCAAUGUCUACUAAAGCGUCAAGUUCUAGAUUUCUAA